CACGUACGGGUGCUUACUAGGCACCUGCUUGUUGGAUCCAUCUCUCGUUGGACUCCCGUCCUCAGCGGAGAACUCUCCGCAGCGGAAUUCGAUCGCGGACGCUCCGCGGUCACCCUGAUCGCCGAUAACGUGCCAUUCCGGUCCUCCGGGCCCAUCAUGGCAUCCACGAACCUGAGCAUCCUGAGUGUGCAGACAGACUUGGAGGACUCCCAGGCUCCGAGCUGCCAACGUUUGGAGAUCCACAGCAGCUUCGAAGGAUCCCAGAAAGUGCGCCGAGAACGCUUUGUGGCUUAUCACAGGACAACUUCGCCCUCAGACGCUUCACUCGGUCCAGACGCGUCGAUCGAAGAGCUGCAAGGACGAGACACGUCAGAGCUGCAUGGUCUCCGCGUUCGAGACAUCCCUUGGCUGGAUGAGGAUGAGGACGAUGGGCCGCAUGAGGUGGCGGAUUUCUUGAAGGUGCAGAAGCUCCAAAGGCCUUUUGAUGCGCAGGGGUCGCGGGCGGCGGCCGAACGGCCGCCACAUCCCCCAGUGCCUCCGGUGCGGUUGGUGUCGGAGGACGUGAACUGCGCAAACGGCGCCUAUCCAAUGAGCGCGAGAGGGGCACCGCCCAAGCGAGUGUCGCCUAUUGCGCAGGUGGACCGCUCGGUGCAGUCCGCCCGACAAGACCGAACGGAGAUUGGUCGUCCGGUGACCUUCUACCUGGAAGGAAGGCCUGAGCAGUACUUCGGACGUGUACGUGGUGUGGAGAACGGUCGCUAUUCGGUGGACGUGGUGGGCGGUGGCCGAAAGGCGGGCCUGGACGCGGUGACCCCGUGCAGCGAAGAGGACCUGCAGAAGGCACAGCUGGCGAAGAGCAAGGCCUUUCAGAUGGCCAAGCUCAUCCCCCGACCUUCGCUGCCGCGCACCGUCUCGAAUCCUGAGCUGGAUCGCUGUCCAGAACUGGAGGUGGGAACCCCAGUGGCCUUCUUUGCGCAGAAUCGGACUCUCUACGGUCGGAUCCGCUCGAACGAGGGGGGUGUCUACUCGGUAGACCUGCCGGGCGGUGGCAUCAAGGUGGGGGUGAACUCAGCAGCACCCUGCUGCGAAGAGAAAUUGAACAAGGUGGUGAAGUCCAAGAAGCCUUUGCUCUAUCACGUGGAUGCAUGGUCUGGGUACAAGACACGCAAUGCGGUGCAGCCACCGUCUGAAGAUCAGAGGUGGCCCUUGGUUCGUCGCAAGUCGAGUACACCCAGAGCUACCUCCCAGGUUCGGCCGGUGCCCACCCUGCGCGGCGUGGCCAUCGCGAAGGUCUAAAACAAGCUGUUCGUGGAUGCACCGGGCCGGCGUGGUGCUUUGGAGCUCGAGAGCUUUGUGUUCCAGUGAACCAGGAUGGCCGGAAGAAUUCCAGUGA
Messenger RNA from Durusdinium trenchii, 1393 nucleotides. The record is from the annotation of a GenBank genome assembly. Lineage: Eukaryota; Dinophyceae; Suessiales; Symbiodiniaceae.